UGCGGCCUCCGUGCCAGGGUGACCGGUAGGGCCGUAGCCGAGGUGGCGGCGCGGGGCGGGGCAGGCGGACAGAGGAGGAAGGAGGCGGCGGUGCAGGAUGGCGGCGACGACCUACGAGCGGCUGAAGCUGCAUAUCACACCUGAAAAAUUUUACGUGGAAGCUUGUGAUGAUGGAGCAGAUGAUGUACUUAUCAUCGACCGUGUGUCCACAGAGGUCACCCUCGCAGUCAAGAAAGAUAUUCCCCCUUCAGCUGUCACAAGACCAAUAUUUGGUAUACUGGGCACAAUCCAUCUGGUGGCAGGAAAUUAUCUAAUCGUCAUUACCAAAAAGACAAAAAUAGGUGAAUUUUUCAAUCACGUAAUCUGGAAAGCAACAGAUUUUGAUGUCCUUUCCUAUAAGAGGACUAUGUUGCACUUAACUGAUAUUCAGUUACAAGAUAAUAAAACCUUCCUAGCAAUGAUAAACCAUGUCUUGAAUGUGGAUGGGUUUUACUUUUCAACCACAUAUGAUUUGACCCACACACUGCAGCGGCUGUCCAACACUAGUCCAGAAUUUCAAGAAAUGAGUCUCUUGGAAAGGGCAGAUCAGCGGUUUGUAUGGAAUUGUCAUCUUCUGAGAGAACUUUCUGCUCAGCCAGAGGUAAAUUACAGUAAAAAACCCCUGCUUAUUUGCGACAAGAUGCAUGGAUUUAUUACUAUGCACUCAUGUUCUAUUAAUGGGAAAUACUUCGAUUGGAUUCUCAUCUCGAGGAGGAGUUGCUUCAGAGCUGGUGUGCGCUAUUACGUAAGAGGAAUUGAUUCUGAAGGCCAUGCAGCUAACUUUGUAGAAACAGAACAAAUCGUGCACUACAACGGGAGCCGCGCUUCGUUUGUGCAGACUAGAGGAUCAAUACCAGUUUUCUGGUCUCAAAGACCAAACCUCAAGUACAAACCACGGCCACAGAUCAACAAAGUAGCAAAUCAUAUGGAUGGUUUCCAGAGGCAUUUUGACUCCCAAGUAAUUAUUUAUGGAAAACAAGUCAUACUCAAUCUGGUUAACCAGAAGGGCUCAGAGAAGCCGCUUGAACAGGCAUUUGCAAAAAUGGUGUCUUCCUUGGGAAGUGGAAUGAUCAGAUAUAUUGCCUUCGACUUCCAUAAGGAAUGUAAAAAUAUGAGAUGGGAUCGACUAAGUCUUUUAUUGGAUCAGGUGGCAGAAAUGCAAGAUGAAUUAAGUUAUUUUCUAGUGGAUGCUACUGGCAAGGUGGUGACAAACCAGGAGGGCGUGUUCCGCAGCAACUGCAUGGACUGCCUGGACAGGACCAACGUGAUCCAGAGCCUGUUAGCGCGGCGCUCGCUUCAGGCCCAGCUGCAGAGACUGGGAGUUUUGCAUGUGGGACAAAAGCUUGAAGAACAAGAUGAAUUUGAGAAGAUUUACAAAAAUGCCUGGGCUGACAACGCAAAUGCUUGUGCCAAACAGUAUGCAGGAACUGGUGCCUUGAAGACCGACUUUACCAGAACCGGGAAGAGAACUCAGUUGGGACUUGUAAAGGAUGGCUGGAACUCACUAAUACGGUAUUACAAGAACAACUUUUCUGACGGAUUUAGACAAGAUUCCAUAGACUUAUUUCUUGGGAACUAUUCAGUGGAUGAAUUAGAAUCUCAUAGUCCUUUAAGUGUUCCAAGGGACUUGAAAUUCCUGGCUUUGCCUAUCAUCAUGGUGGUUGCCUUCUCAAUGUGCAUUAUCUGUCUGCUUAUGGCCGGUGACACUUGGACAGAAACACUGGCCUAUGUGCUCUUCUGGGGAGUGGCAAGCAUUGGAACAUUUUUAAUUAUUCUUUACAAUGGCAAAGAUUUUGUCGAUGCUCCCAGGUUAGUCCAGAAGGAAAAGAUAGACUGAAUUUGUGUCUGUGGAAAGCGGCUUGGCUUGGAAGACUCCGUCGUGCAGAACUGGAGUCUUUACUGACCCGCGUUCCACACCCGCCGGAGGCUCCUCUAAAGCCUUUAUCCAAAAGCACGUCCUGCACUCUGUGUAGGGUGAUGACUUCAGACUGAUCUGGUGUGACUGCCCUGGUGAUCUCUUUACCGUUGGCACGGGAUAUUGAUAAAUUGAAGCUAUUCUAUAAUUAAAACGUAACCUGAACAGCUCACAGAAUGGAAGGACUCUACUCAUUGUCAGUUUAAUCAUCUGUUGCAGAAUAAGUAAUAUAUAUUAAAAAAAUCUAGCUUCUUUCAUUAUUUAAAACAGUAAGAUUAUUUUUCUAGCUCAGUUUCAUUGUCAUGGAAGCAGCCACUGUUAGCAAGCAUACUUUCACACACCUUUGGACUUCAGAGUUGAAUAAGAAGCUAACUCGGCUGUGUUUAUCAAAUGUAAGUCUCUUACAUAUAUCAAGUAGUUGGACGGAACAGCCUGUGACUUCAUGGGGUGGGAGGAGAAUGGGGCCUGAUGUCCUUUUGAAGUUUCAGUUCUGUGGAUGAGUUCAGCCAGCUUGAACUGCUGCAGUCGGACCAGCAGUUGUAAGUGUGAUGAAACAGUUCAGAUAUACUUUAUCUUUUUUAAAAGUUGUAAAUGAAAUCAGAGAAUGUAAAGUCUAUCUCUUAUGCUAAUGGUCCAAAGCCGCCUCUGUUUUAAGGAUUGCCUGUGUGCAGAAUACCCUUAGUUGGUCAGCCACUUCCUCCUGGGCACUUUGGUUUCUUUGGGGGUCAUUCCUCGAGAUAGGCAGGCCUCUCACAGUGUCUUGUGCUGAAUUCGACAGUGCACUUGGAGGCAGUAGCUGCCCGCCCAUGCAUGGCACUGUUGAGCUGCUUUUCACUCUGUAAAGGUUUUUGUUAGCUAUCAAUAAGUGUGUCUAAAAUUUAGUGCUUCCAAGAGUUAUAGUUCUCCAAAUCAAGGACCGACUUAAACUUUUAAUUUAUGUGUAAAAAUGAACCUGAAAAAUAUGCUUUAGAGGCCGUGCAUAGGUCUAAGUCGGACUGUAUAUUCAAAUUGUAAUUAUGAGGAUUAAAUAUUAGAAAAGUGUGUAAGGUAGUAUAAUUACCACUAUCUUAAAACAGUUCAAUUAAAUAUUGCUACAAUACUUGUGUUGUGCUUGAAAAUAUGUAUAGUUUUUUCAAUAAUACCUUACGUUUUCCUUAAAUAUCUCUAAAAGCGCCUUUAUUUCAUCAUUACCUUUUUUCCAAUAUUAUCUUUUAUAAACAUUAAUAGGAGUUGUUGCUUUUAGAAACUCUAAGGGAAAUAAUAGCUGGAAAACCAUCUGUAGCUUAAAAUCAGUCAUGAAAACUCACAAUAGGGUAAGUAGUUAGAACUACCUAUUCUUAACAUGUAAAUAAGCGUAAUUUGUCCCAAAGAUUACUAUUGAAACUGAGUUCAGGCCAGCUGUGGCAUAUCAUUCAGAUGCUGCUGGGCAUUUUGCGCAAGAACUGAAUUUGAACUACAUCAGAGACCAAAUCGGAACUGCUAACGGGCUGUUUUGCAGCAAGUGGAUGGAUGCUGGUGUGGCGGGUGGUGAGGUGUCAGGACUUCAGAGCCCUGCAGUGACGUCUAAAUUCACGUACUGUAUAUCCGUAAGUGAGAAUAAAAUGUCAUAUUCUUUUCUAA
This is a messenger RNA of Hipposideros armiger (great roundleaf bat), 3574 nucleotides long. RefSeq names its product SAC1 like phosphatidylinositide phosphatase (gene SACM1L). Bases 98 to 1876 code for a protein of 592 amino acids. The record is from RefSeq and is a predicted model, not a curated record. Lineage: Eukaryota; Metazoa; Chordata; Mammalia; Chiroptera; Hipposideridae. The transcript is spliced from 20 exons. Gene Ontology annotation, biological process: phosphatidylinositol dephosphorylation. Gene Ontology annotation, cellular component: endoplasmic reticulum. Gene Ontology annotation, molecular function: phosphatidylinositol-4-phosphate phosphatase activity.